Molecule: messenger RNA, 1245 nt
Organism: Angiostrongylus costaricensis
Lineage: Eukaryota; Metazoa; Nematoda; Chromadorea; Rhabditida; Metastrongylidae
Source: the annotation of a GenBank genome assembly
AUGUUAGUUUUAUUGGAGGGUGAUGUGCUUAUGCGUCUGAUUGAGUAUUCGCAAUGUGGGAGAACGUUCCGAAGGUGGACAUAUGAACGAACUGGAGAAAAAAUCCAGUCAAAGUGUCUUGCCGAGCAUCAACAGUUGGACAGAAAACGAUUACCAACAAAAGGUGAUGAGGAUUCUGAAUCUAGACGGAAAGAGGAUUCUCCAUUGGCUCAUCGUCUGAAGCAACAGCGUGUAUUAAAAGAGGAACAGAAGGUGAUGGAAGAGGAAGCAGCAGCACGACAGAUUAAAAAACAAAGCCAAGUGGAUGACCCGUCUUCUGGUAAGCCUCGAUCAGCAAAUUCAAAGUCCAAAAGGAAGCAUAACGAUAACCAACAAGCCACUAAUAGCACGACAAUGAAAGGACUGAGUGAGUUGUAUCGUGAGCUACGGGAAAACCUAGAAGAGAUUAAGCGUCGGCAAGACUCGCAGAUAGCCGCCGAAUCUGACAGCACUCGACUUCGUCGUCUCAUCAAUUCAGAUCCGUGCAUUCGUUCGCUGCUGGAGCAGUUGAUCAACACAAUCAAGCAGGCAUCCACUAACUUGAAGAUUUGCGUGAAGAUGGCCGUCAUGAACAAAUAUCGUGAAUCUAAAAUGGGUAUGGUAAGAAGAAUACUAUUUUUUCUUAUUGGCAGAAAGUACCAAAACAGUUUUCCGUCACACAUUCGAGCUCCUUCACGUUACAUUGAGUUUCACGGACUGGAAAACGACAACACAUCAUGCUUUCACUUACGACUCAAGAACAUUUCAGACAAGCACGUUGUCUUCAAUGUACGGCGUCCACCACCGUCACACUUCGGUAUGACACCAAAGGUAGGCAUGUUUGCACCGCAAGAAGUCCGAACGAUUUUUAUGACGUUCAACGGAAGGUGCUCGAGAAUUCCUGAUGAUCUCGUUUGGCUCUACAGUAUUUAUCAGCUGGAGAUCACUGACGAAGCUGCUGCUGCCGUAAAAGCAGAGAAGUUCUCAACAAAGACAAUUAGGAGAAUUUGGCAACUGCAUGGAUCAAAAGAUGUGACAAACGUGCUACAUCUAGCGUGUGUGUUUUUUCGCGACAGUACGAAGACCCGUUGCUUACGCCGGCACACCGUGAGACCUGUGCCAGAGCUGGACGAAAAAGGGAUGCUUGUUGAAGAGGACGAAUACGACCCGGAUCUUCACGAUGACCAGAGUGAAAACUUGCCUAGUGCGAAUGAGGGCGAUCCUUAA